AUGGUUCGUGUAGCGCUACCAUCAGAGAACGCGGCUGUUGCUAGCAGUAGUAUGAGAAAAUACGUGUCAUUUUCCGUAUCGUUGCCGAUAGUUUUGUUUAAAUCAGGUCCUUUAUCAUCAUUUCCUAUUUGUAAUCAAUCGUUACCAUCACGAGAACGAGCUGCUGAUUUAAUAAAUCGUAUGACUAUACUAGAGAAAAUCUCUCACAUGAUUACAACAGCUGAUACAGUGCCUUGCCUUGGUUUACCUAAAUAUGAAUGGUGGUCAGAAGCUCUUCAUGGUCUUGCUUAUUCUCCGGGUGUAAUAUUUGACGGCGAUUUACCUGCAGCUACUUCAUUUCCUAUGCCAAUUAAUCUUGGUGCAACAUUCAAUAUGAAACUUGUACAUGAUAUAGCAAGUAUUAUUUCAACUGAAGCACGUGCUUUUAAUAAUGAAGGUCAAGCUGGUCUCACGUUCUUCACUCCAAAGAUUAAUAUCUUUCGAGAUCCACGUUGGGGACGUGGACAAGAAACACCUGGUGAAGAUUCAUUUCUAACAUCUCAAUAUGUAUAUGCACUUAUUCAAGGUUUACAACGUGGUGAUGAUGAACGGUAUUUAAAAAUAGCUGCUAAUUGUAAACAUUUCGAUGCUUACGAUUUAGAAAAUUGGAAUGGAACAAAUCGACAUCAUUUUGAUGCUAAAGUAACUGAUCAAGAUUUAGUUGAAACAUAUCUACCAUCAUUUAAGACUUGUAUACAAGAUGCACAAGUAGCUAGUAUUAUGUGUAGUUAUAAUUCAAUUAAUGGAAUACCAGCUUGUGCUCAUCAAUUUCUAUUAGAAACUAUUGCGAGAGAAUCAUUUCAUCUGAAUGGAUUUGUUGUAAGUGAUUGUGGAGCUAUUGGUAAUAGUUUAUAUACACAUCAUUAUACAUCAACUGUCGAAGAUACAGUUGCAGUUGCGUUACACGUUGGUACAGAUCUUGAAUGUGGUGUUUUCUAUUUGUUUCAUUUACCAGAUGCAUUAAAUAGUAAAAAAAUAACUGAAUCUGAUAUUGAUCGAUCAUUGAUGCGUACAUUUCAUGUUCUUAUUCGACUCGGUUGGUUUGAUCCACCAGAACAACAAAUUUAUCGACAAUUGAAUAAGAAUAAUGUUGAUACAUUAGAAGCAAGACAAUUAUCACUUGGAAGUGCACAAGAAAGUAUCGUUUUAUUGAAGAAUACGAAUCAAGUAUUGCCAAUAGAUAUGGAGCUAUUGAAGAACAAGAAAAUUGCUUUGAUUGGACCAAUGACAGAUGCAACAGUAACAAUGCAAGGCCUCUAUCAUGGACGAGCUCCAUUUCUCAUAGAUCCCGUAACAGGUUUUAAAAAUUUAACAGCAGGUAAAUUGAUUAAUAUUGAAUAUGCUCGUGGUUGUGGAAUAUCAAGUUAUAAUGAAAAAGAUUUUGCUGCUGCGAUUGAGUUAGCUCGAGCAUCAGAUAUUGUCUUUUUUUUCGGUGGAAUUGAUAAUACGAUUGAACGUGAAGGAGUCGAUCUAACUCAUUCACCACUUCAUAUUGUGAUUAUGUCUGGUGGUGGAGUUGACUUCUCUUAUAUUAGAGAUUCAACACAGUGUGCUAGUCUUAUUUGGAUUGGCUAUCCAGGACAGUCGGGAGGACUUGCCAUAGCUACUGUUAUCUUUGGUCAAUACAAUCCAGCUGGUCGUUUACCUGUAACAAUUUAUCCAGCAUCUAGUACUAUGGUUUCAUCUUAUUCUAUUCAAUCUUUGCUAAAACAUAAUCAUAAACUUGAGCGUACAGUUAUAUCUUUAAUUCGUGUUAAUAUAACAAAUACUGGAAAUAUGGCAGGUGAUGAUAUUGUUUUAGCUUAUAUUACACUACCCAAUACAAUUGAUCGUCAAAUCGUACCUUUUAAACAAUUGUUUGGUUUUGAACGUGUUCAUUUAGCUAUCAAUGAAACAAAAUAA
Messenger RNA from Rotaria socialis, 1941 nucleotides. The record is from the annotation of a GenBank genome assembly. NCBI's taxonomy places the organism in Eukaryota, Metazoa, Rotifera, Eurotatoria, Philodinida, Philodinidae.